CAAAUUAAAAUUGUCCGAAUGACGGAAGACAGAAGAAUAGUGUGCCGUGUACGUGAUCAUGCAUAUGGCGUUGUAAAAAAGGUAGUAGUGUUGCUGUCUCUUAAAAUUCAGUCACUUUAUUCCAUAAAAUUGGCCUUUCAUUUAGAAUAGUAGUUUAACGUAAGAUAUUUUUGCUAUUUGAACGUUAAUUCGAUAAUAGAUGGUACGUGGAAAACGCUUCAAAUAGAAGUAAUUCCAAGCGUGCAGAAUUUUUCCACUCGUAUCUUUGGGAACGACGUUUUAUUUUGUUUUUGCUUGUGUGGGAGGUCUCGUCCAGAAGGGCGCUACCAUCUUAUAUGACUUUAGUAAGCCACAAAGAGACAUUAUUAACCAGAAGCAUAGUUGGGAGUUUAGGGCCCGGGCCAGCGAGGUGUAUGACUUCGCAGCGACGUGAGCCCACCUGUUAUAGGACGACAAAAUUUUCAUCAACAAAUAGGCAUCGGAAACUCCAACCCUUCAGAGAAACGUGACUGGCGACAGCAUUGAGAAUUUUAGCAGCAAAAUUAACAGCAGCAGCAGUCACACAACCACAGUCACCGCAAUCAUUGUCGACGACGUCCAUAACGAUAACAAAGCCGUUGGUACACCGCUGGCAUCAUGGGCAGCGUCAACGUCAAUCGCAACGUCAGCGAUGUCUUCUAUCGCUACAAGAUGCCCCGGCUGAUGGCCAAAGUGGAAGGUAAAGGCAACGGCAUCAAGACAGUCAUCGUCAACAUGGCUGAAGUGGCUAAAGCUCUCGGCCGACCACCCACCUACCCGACAAAAUAUUUUGGAUGUGAAUUAGGCGCUCAGACGCAGUUCGACUUCAAAAACGAGCGCUUCAUCGUCAAUGGUUCGCACGAUGCCGGCAAGCUGCAGGAUUUACUCGACGGCUUCAUCAGAAAAUUCGUUUUGUGUCCCGAAUGUGAUAACCCGGAAACGGAGCUGCUGGUUUCCACGAAGCGCAGCACUAUUUCGCAAGGUUGCAAAGCAUGCGGUUACCAUGGUGCAUUAGAAUCCAACCACAAAUUAGUGACGUUCAUUUUGAAAAACCCGCCAAAUUUGAAUCCGGCGGUGCAAGGUUCGUCCUUGACUGAGGGAAAACGGUCAAAAAGAAGCAAACGUGCCAAUGGAGAUACAAACGGAGACACCAGCCAAGUCGACGACCAGGCCAACGAAAGUUUGGACGUGUCGGUCAGCGAAAAUUCCAACAAACCGGGUGAAAACGACGACGAUACCGAAUGGGCAGCGGACGUUUCUGAAGAAGCCGUGCGAGCUCGCAUGCAAGAUUUGACCGACGGCGCCAAGAACAUGACCAUUACCGAUGAUUUGGAAAAAACGGAAAAAGAGCGCAUGGACAUAUUUUACGAGCUGGUGAAGUCAAAACGCGAUGCUGGUCAGCUGGAUAACGCGCAAAUUUUCAAAGAGUUGUUCAAUGAAGCCGAAAGACUCGAAAUCAAAACAAAAGCACCACUCGUUCUAGCCGAAGUCCUUUUUGAUCAAAACAUGCGGACACAGUUGUAUGACUACAGGAUGCUGCUGCUGCGUUUUUGUCACGAGGAUAAAAAAGCACAGAGAUAUUUAAUAGGGGGUUUUGAGCAGGUGAUCGCUUUGCAUCGCGAUGCAUUGCUCAACAAGGUGCCAGGGUUACUGAAAAUUUUGUACGACCUAGACAUUUUGAGCGAAGCCACGAUUAUCGCUUGGGCAGAAAAGGUAUCAAAGAAGUAUGUGUCGAAGGAAAUAAGUCAAGAAAUACACGACAAGGCUGCCCCGUUUGUAAAGUGGCUGAAGGAGGCUGAGACUGAGGAGUCAGAAAGUGAGGAAGGAAGCGACGAUGAAGUUGAAAUUGAAUACAACGACCGUGCUCAAGUUGUUCCAUUGAAGCCAACUUCCACUGCUAAUAAUAAACAAGAAGUGGAUGAUGGAGAGGAUGACGUCGAUAUCGAUGCCAUUUAAAGAUUUCAUCCCGAUAACAGGGUGUCGAGUGCUCUUUUUGUUUUCCUCUCAAUUUAAGGUGCACUCGACUUAUUAUUUUUGUCUCAGAUUCGCAUUAUUUUUACCUUUUAAUAUUCAUCAAAUAAUUGUAUGUUUAACAAUUAAUGUUUGGACCCUUUUUGUUAAGCCAGGUAGUUUAUGAAAAUCUGGUAUUCAACAUUUUCAAUGUAAAAGAACUUCCAUUUCCCAAAUAAAAUAUGGUUACUAUGUUAUUUGCAUUAGGCUUUCAUUAUAAUAAAAUGGUUUUCUGUUUACACUAUUAUAUGAAAUGUUCUAUUAAGAGUUUUAUUAAUUAUAAUUACUAUUAGAAUUACAUAUAUAGGUUUACAUAUUUCCCAUGUCAAAAUAUGGAGCAAGAUGUAUCCGUGGGUUUACGAUUUUAUUACUGUUUAAAUGUGAAUAAAUUUUAAAGCAUCUUCA
This is a messenger RNA of Zophobas morio, 2433 nucleotides long. RefSeq names its product eukaryotic translation initiation factor 5 (gene eIF5). Gene Ontology annotation, molecular function: GDP-dissociation inhibitor activity; translation initiation factor activity; eukaryotic initiation factor eIF2 binding. Lineage: Eukaryota; Metazoa; Arthropoda; Insecta; Coleoptera; Tenebrionidae. The transcript is spliced from 6 exons. Gene Ontology annotation, biological process: formation of translation preinitiation complex; formation of cytoplasmic translation initiation complex; translational initiation. The record is from RefSeq and is a predicted model, not a curated record. The coding region runs from base 637 to 1974 and encodes 445 amino acids. Gene Ontology annotation, cellular component: cytosol.